Paramecium tetraurelia is the source of this 948-nucleotide messenger RNA. RefSeq lists its product as uncharacterized. The transcript is spliced from 2 exons. The record is from RefSeq and is a predicted model, not a curated record. Lineage: Eukaryota; Ciliophora; Oligohymenophorea; Peniculida; Parameciidae.
AUGGAUCAGAAGACUGAAAAGGCACUACUCGAAUAAUAGAAUGAAUUACUCGAGUUAUAGUUAUAAGAAUUAAGGGAGAGAGAGGAUGGAUACAAAAUGUUUAAUGAAACAAUUCUAAAUGCCUAUAAUUCAAUGCAAAACGAUGUUAAUAAAUAGAAUAGUUUAGUGUAUAAACAGUUAUAGUAGACUUUGGAAUAAUAUUCUUAGGAGCUGAUAGAAUCUAAAAAUAGGAACACUACGGUUCUAACCUAACUGGAAAAGGAGAAUCGAUACUUAAAAAACUAUUUGGAAUAGUUAGAAUUCAAGAUCUAAGAAUAAACUUAAGUGUAGGAAAAUGAACUUUCUGAUUUGGAAUAACAAUUUGAAGCUCUGCAAUAACAGUAAGAAAGUACAAUUGUUGUUAAGCCUAAGAAAAAGAGAACACAAUAGGAUAAGGAAAAUAAUAAACCUGAAUAAGGAGGUGGAGGAUGCAUUGUGUCUCUUAAGCCUAAAAAUGAUGAAAUUAAAAAGAAGGAGUUGUGCAUCAGCAAUGUGUUAAAUUGUAGGGAUUCCAAUGUGAUGGAGAUUUCUCAUUUGGAUUGGUUGGAUUCAAAUUCUCCCACUGGAUUAUUCAAACAAUUUCAACUACACCAAAGAGGAAGGGAUCGCUCUGAUCAUUCUUAAAGGACGCAGCAACCUCAAUUAUCUAAGAGAAUCUUCAGGGAUUAAGGAAGGAGUGAGGAUAGUGUGAGUCCUCAAUGUAUGAGGAAUGUGACUCCUAAAAAUAAUUAUAUUACUCCAGAGUCGAAAUAGUUAAAAUAUGAUGUGCAAUAGGGCUUGAUAAACAAGGCUGAACCCAAUCCAUAAAAGGCUGAGAAGAGGUCUUUGGCUGAAUUUACUAAACAAAUUAAUUCUGUUAGAUCAACUGAGAAUUUUCAAAUGAUGCUCAGAUAGAGUUCUAUGGUUUGA